Molecule: messenger RNA, 598 nt
Organism: Darwinula stevensoni
Lineage: Eukaryota; Metazoa; Arthropoda; Ostracoda; Podocopida; Darwinulidae
Source: the annotation of a GenBank genome assembly
GCAAGUGCAUAUCUUGGGACCUGCUGUGCUUCAAGUAUCACCGGAUGUAUGUACAACAGGACAGACCAAUCGAGGUGCGUAGGUUCUAUUGUUGUCGUACAGAAUGAGCUGUGACGUGAUGUAUGCACCACUUCAUUCCGCAUAUUUCCCUUCCCCAUACCAACGAUCUCCCAUCGCCAAUGCCACACCUUCCCCGCCUUGCCAGGAACAAAAGUACAAACUGCAGCAGCAGCAGGGAAGAAGCCCGACAACGUGCAGCGACUCGGAUUCCAAUCCAUGUCGACCGAGCCCGGCAAGUUUUCCGUCCGGUUUCCCGUCGUCUCCGCCGACUGAGGAACCGGCGGACGAGGAACUCCAGAGAGGGAAGACAACUUACGUGAAUGGAAAGUGCAUCAUUUACACAUAUUAUAGGGGAGACAUUCAAAAUGUGGUGGAUCAACACUUCACCAAAGCCCUCAAUCUCCGCCGAGCCUGCCCCGUCAACGCCAAAGACGAACCCGGAAAAGGUAGAGAAAUGUCUUCUCAUCAAUUUCCAGACUACAGAGUAUACCCUGAAUACGUUCGAAUACGGCGUGAUCCGAAAUGCAUGCCUCGAUGA